UCCCAUGCUGGUUUGAUUCUGUUUUUUUCAGCAGGGUGAACAAGCAUGUGUUGCAUUUGUUGUGAGGUGUUUGUUCACAUGCAGCUUUGCAAACGUUAGCCAUGCUGUCAAGUUUUUUUCCAGUAGAGGAUUUCCCCUGGCAAUCCUUAAUCACAGGCAUUUGAUUAGCAGAGCCUGAAUACUACUGUCAGACUCUUAAUUCAUCUUUUAACAGUGUCAUAACUUGUCUCAUGUCUUUUUUCCCUUGGUUUAUUUUUGUUAAAUAAAUAAUGACAUGGUGUGAUAUGUCAAGUGUUGUUAUCCAUCUGGUUUUCAUUCUAAAACGCUUUACAUGGCUUAAUGUAGGCUUAAAUGCCUGCAUAGGCAUGUCUGUAUAGUAUGCUUUAUUAACAAGGUGUAGGCUAGACUAUACUGAAUCUUUAAAUGCCAGUCUUAAUGCAUUAAUUGGCACAUUAAGUGUGUUAAGCACAAUGCAUCAUAUUAGGCCUGAUCUGUUUGUCAAUAUAGAAGGCUGCUUUAUUAAUAAUGUUACAGAUUAGUCUUUCAAUAUCAUGGUCUUGAUGCAUUAAGCAUUUUCUUUAUUUUAAGAGUAGUUCACAUUCAAAUAGCCUGCAAAAAUACAUCAUCCCUGCAGCACUCUAUGCCCAUUUCAGUUUUAAAAUAAAGUAUUAUCAUGGUUUGAGAGUAAUGUGUGGGAGAAACAAUUAGACAAAAGAUAACUUUAAAUUGACUUUUUUACAUUAAUCUGUUCAUUUUUAAUUUUGAUUUAUAAAGAUGCAAAAUGUAAUUAAAUCUAAAAAAUAAGUCAAUAUUUCAUUUUUUUUUUCAAAACCUCUGAUAAUAUCAGAAGGCCUUAUAAGCCUAAUGGAAAUUUCCUGAACUGUGUGUUCACCUGACAUAUCAAGUCCCCAUCACAACCACCCCACCCCCUGCGAUAGCCAAUAGGGGAUGACAACAGCACCCCUCCCCCAUUCACUCUCAUGCAGUCACGCAGGUGCGACCUCCAUUUUAGUUUAAUUUUGAUCAGAACUUGGAAAGACGAAACAUCUCCCCGGAAUAUUUCUUUUUGAUGGGAGCAUCAUGGACAAAAAAAGCCCAAAUAAAGUCAACAAAAGGAUCAGCAGGUUUGAACGUCGCAUCACAAGACUGAGAAAGCGUCAUGGUGAAUGUGCCAGGAGACAAUCAGCUAGAGAAAAGGCAAUGGAAACAUCAAGUGUUGGCACCAUCAUGCCUCACCAGGACCCAGAUGACCAGGUCCCAUCUCCCCUCCAGCAGGACAUACUUGACUUAAAAUUGAUGUGUAGAAAACGAUCCUUGCUGGAUUCAAAGGGAAAUAUGGACAGUUCAAUACCUUCAGAUGUUACCAAGCCGUUUGGCAAAAAGUCACUGUCUACAAAGAAAUCUGCGGACACAGACAGUGAUGCAGAUACAGAAAUCCUAGAGUUGCCCAGUUCUUCUGUAUCACCAGGAGCCUGUGAUGUCCCAGACCUAAAGAGGACUGACAGUGUAUUUCUUACCAAGAAAUCAUUAGGGAUCAGUUCCACUUCAGAUGACUCAAUUAGCAGCAUUGACAACAGUGAAGACGAGUAUGUGCCUGAAUCAGAGAGCAGUUGUGAAGAAUCUGAAGACAGCCUUCCACAGCCUUUGUCCAGUCCCUCAUCUACCAAUGUGCCAUUAGGUGACAAUGUUGAUUCUUCCUCAUCUUCCAUGAAUGCAGACAAGGAAUGUUCCCCACUUGAAGUUAAGGAGACAAUGACUCAUUCAGAUAAUGACUGCAGUAGUGAGGUUUCUGUAAUGAAACUGAAAAAGACUGCAUAUGGCCAAAGAAUGUACAACAAAAAGCAUUAUUGCUUUUAUUGUUACAAACCAUUCUGCAAAAUGGCAAGACACUUGGCCCAAGUUCAUAAAAAUGAGGUCGAUGUAGCAAAAGCUCUUUCUUAUCCAAAGGGGUCUAAAGAAAGGAAGAUUAAUUUGGAUCUUUUGAGGAAUAAAGGGAACCGUGUACACAACACAAAUGUUCUAAAAGCUGGCAAAGGAGUGUUGGUGCCACGUCAACAAUCCACUGCUAAAUACGUGAAUUUUAAGGACUACUUGCACUGUUUGAAUUGCCAAGGGCUGUUCAGGCGAAAAGCACUUUGGAGGCAUAUGUCAAGGUGUAACCUAGCCAAGAAGUGCCAGGUCACAAAACCAGGUAGAUCCAGAGUUCAAGCACUCUGUGCUUAUGCAGAGCCUGUUCCUGAAGGAGUAACAAAAAAAUUAUGGAAACUGAUCAGUGACAUGAAGCAAGAUGAAGUAACGCACGUGGUUAAAAGUGAUGCAUGCAUCAUCAAGUUUGGAGAACACUUGUGCAACAAAAUGGGGAACGACAAAACCAAGCAUGAAUACAUCAGAACUAAAAUGCGUGAGGCUGGAAGGCUGUUGGUAUCUGCUAGAAAAGUUGGAAAACUGCAGAGUAUUAAAGACUUUUUCAUACCCAAAAACUUCUAUGAUGUUAUUAAGGCCGUUAAAGAUACAGCGGGAUACCGAGAAGAAGAUGAGGUCUUUGCAAUUCCGUCUUUGGCGUUAAAACUGGGGCACAACCUAAAAAAAAUGGCAGAUAUUGCAGAAUGUGAAGCAAUGAUUGCAGGAGAUGAAAACAUUGUCCAAAAGGUAAAAAUGUUUAAGAAAAUGUAUACCACAAAAUGGAAUGAAUUGGUGUCAGCCUCAGCCUUGAAGACACUUAAUGAAGCAAAAUGGAACACUCCAGAGCUUCUUCCUUUUACUGAGGAUGUUAAGAAAAUGCACAUCCAUCUCAGCAAGCAAACUAAACUGUACCAAGAAAAGCUAAAACUUGAGAAAAGUCAAAAGAACUGGUCAAAUCUUGCUCAAGUGACUCUGUGUGAUGUAAUGGUGUUUAAUCGCAGGAGAGCAGGAGAAGUUUCGAAAAUGAAGUUGAAUUCAUAUCUUCUCCGAAACACAUCUGUUUUGCAUUCUGAUGUCGCGGUUGCUUUAUCUAAAGUUGAGCAGAAGCUCUGUCAGCAUUUCCAACGUGUUGAAAUUAGAGGCAAGCGAGACAGAAAGGUGCCAAUACUCCUGACCCCAAGUAUGCUGGACUCCAUGGAGCUACUUGUAAAGAAUCGUCAAGCAUGUGGUGUACAUGAUGAAAAUCUUUUUUUUUUCGCAAAACCCAUGACUGAGACAUCAUACUACAAAGGCACGGAUUGCAUCAGGAAGGUUGCCUACCAGUGUGGAGCUGAACGUCCAAAGACUCUAAAAACCACAAAGCUGCGGAAACACAUUGCAACACUUUCUACAGUGCUUAAUCUGAGAGAUACUGAUAUGGACCAAUUGGCAGAUUUUAUGGGACAUGAUAUAAGAGUUCAUAGAAACUUUUACCGACUGCCUGAAGGGACGUUACAACUAGCAAAGAUCAGCAAGGUGCUGAUGGCCCUUGAACAGGGAAGGGUAUCAGAAUUCAAGGGGAAAAACCUUGAUGAAAUUAACCUUGAUCCUAAUGAGAAAGUGAAUGUAGAGACUGAUGUUUCUGAAACUGAUGUUUCUGAAACUGAGGAUGAAGAAAGUGAGGGUGAGAUGCCACAGCCAAAAAAACGACGUCGGUCCUCUUCAACAUCUAUAGCGGAAUCUUCAGUUGGCACCAAGUCUUUGAGGGAAAUGCCACAGCAAGAGAAGCAAUGUCAGUCCCCUUCAACAUCUACAGAAGAAAAUUCAUUUGCCCGCAAGUCGGCAAAGGAGAGAGCGACGACUUCAAACUCAGGUUUGUCAAAAUGCCCCAAAAGAAAGUGGACAGAAGAGGAGGUGAAGGCAGUUGAAAACAAACUUUUAGACUGCAUCACAUCUGGCAGGUUACCAGGGAUAAGACAGUGUGAAGACUGCAUCAGGUCAGCGCCGGAAUUGCUUAAAAACAGAACCUGGAAAUCAGUGAAGUUUUAUGUCAAGAACCGAAUAACAGCAUUCAGGAGAGAGUGUGAGAAAAGAAAGAAAAUGUAAUGUCUCAGGUCAGAUUAUUCCUUUUUUUUUCAGGGAAAUCAAGCACUUUUAAGUUCUAAGAAAAGUUUUUGUACUUGCAUUCGUACAAUUAGUUCUGUGUUUGCACUUAUAUUCGUGCGAUGAGAUCUGUGUUUGCACUUGCAUUCGUACGAUGAGAUAUCUGUGAUUGCACUUUUAUUCGUACGUUGAGUUUUCUAAGAGAAGUUUUUGUACUUGUAUUCGUACGAUGAGAUUUCUAAAUUUUUGCACUUUUAUUUGUACGAUGAGUUUUCUAAGAGAAGUUUUUGCACACUUAUUCGUACGAUGAGAUAUCUGUGUUUGCACUUUUAUUCGUACGUUGAGUUUUCUAAGAAAAGUUUUUGUACUUGUAUUCGUACGAUGAGAUUUCUAAGAGAAGUUUUUGCACACUUAUUCGUAUGAUGAGAUAUCUGUGUUUGCACUUUUAUUCGUACGUUGAGUUUUCUAAGAAAAGUUUUUGUACUUGUAUUCGUACGAUGAGAUUUCUAAGAGAAGUUUUUGCACACUUAUUCGUACGAUGAGAUAUCUGUGUUUGGACUUAUAUUCAUACGAUGAGAUCUAUGUUUGCACUUGUAUUCGUACGAUGAGAUUUCUAAGUUUUUGCAGUUUUCUAAGAGAAGUUUUUGUACUUCGAAAUCUCAUCGUACGAAUACAAGUACAAGAACUUUUCUUAAAAAACUCAACGUAUAAAGAAAAGUUUUUGUACUUGCAUUCGUACAAUUAGUUCUGUGUUUGCACUUAUAUUCGUGCGAUGAGAUCUGUGUUUGCACUUGCAUUCGUACAAUGAGAUAUCUGUGAUUGCACUUUUAUUCGUACGUUGAGUUUUCUAAGAGAAGUUUUUGUACUUGUAUUCGUAUGAUGAGAUUUCUACAUUUUUGCACUUUUAUUUGUACGAUGAGUUUUCUAAGAAGUUUUUGCACACUUAUUCGUACGAUGAGAUAUCUGUGUUUGGACUUGUAUUCGUACGAUGAGAUUUCUAAGAGAAGUUUUUGCACACUUAUUUGUACGAUGAGAUAUCUGUGUUUGCACUGUUAUUCGUACGUUGAGUUUUCUAAGAGAAGUUUUUGUACUUGUAUUCGUACGAUGAGAUUUCUAAGAGAAGAUUUUGCACACUUAUUCGUAUGAUGAGAUAUCUGUGUUUGGACUUAUAUUCAUACGAUGAGAUCUAUGUUUGCACUUGUAUUCGUACGAUGAGAUUUCUAAGUUUUUGCAGUUUUCUAAGAGAAGUUUUUGUACUUCAAAAUCUCAUCGUACGAAUACAAGUACAAGAACUUUUCUUAGAAAACUCAUCGUACAAAUAAAAGUCCAAAAAUGUAGAAAUCUCAUUGUACGAAUAAUUUUUUUUUCCACUUUUAUUUGUACAAUGUGUUUUCUAAGAGAAGUUUUUGUACUUGUAUAAGUACAAUUAGUUCUGUGUUUGCACUUAUAUUUGUGCAAUGAGAUCUUUGUUUGCACUUGUAUUCGUACGAUGAGAUAUCUGUGUUUGCACUUGUAUUCGUACAGUGAGACAUCUGUGUUUGCACUUGUAUUCGUACGAUGAGAUAUCUAAGUGUGAUAAAUAAAAGAAGUACUUUUUUUCCAAAUGACAAUUUAUUUGAAUGCAAUUUAUUUUAUUUGAAAUUUAAUCUAUUUGCAAUACAUUUGUGAUAAGUGGUAGCUAGGGUUUCCAACUUCACAAAGAAAAAAUAUGGGACAAUUGUGUAUAAUAUACUUAAAUACUUGAAAUGUAGAUUUAACAUGGACGGCUUUUGGUACUUGACACUUUGUUGUGUUUUCUUACAUGGCUAGAUGUUGGACUCAUGAAAAAGAAGCACCUUAUUUGUAUCUGUAAAACAAUUUUUUCAAAGAUAAAUAAACAUUAACAUCUUUACAGAAUAAAACCACAAAAUAACAGCAUCAUGCAAAGCAUUCAAAGCACCAAAAUCUAAAGAAAUGUUUAAUGUUAAUUUAUCUUUGAAAAAACUGUUGCCAGUAAAUAACAAUCUUUUAAAUCUACAGCAAGUUACUGGCAAACAGCUGCAUAACUCAGCAAAUGUUACAGUGUUAGCAGGGAGCACCUGUUGACCUGUAUCAGGAUACUGAUUUAAGAAGCUUGAGGUGAGGUCCCCAUUGUUAACCUUUUUAACACACACAGUGACGUCAUUCAUUUGCAUAUCAAAACAUUACAUCAUAGGUCCCCUGGAGGGAAUUCUACCUGACUGGGUCCCCAGCAGUUUGUUAAAUGUCAGGUCAGCCUUCUGGGGGUCAGGCUCAAAUUUACAAGUGAUGGCUGUUAUAACGACUGUAAAUGUAGUGUGGACCAGUUUCUACCUUGUCUGUAGACCCCUCAGAAAGGGUGGUUCCCACCAGGCAGCAUUAUGUCAUGUGUCCCCACCCAGUAGUAAAAGCAAGUAUGUGUGUGUGUGUGUGUGUGUGUGUGUGUGUGUGUGUGUGUGUGUGUGUGUGUGUGUGUGUGUGUGUGUGUGUGUGUGUGUGUGUGUGUGUGUGUGUGUAUG
Paramisgurnus dabryanus is the source of this 6500-nucleotide messenger RNA. RefSeq lists its product as uncharacterized. The record is from RefSeq and is a predicted model, not a curated record. Lineage: Eukaryota; Metazoa; Chordata; Actinopteri; Cypriniformes; Cobitidae. Gene Ontology annotation, molecular function: DNA-binding transcription factor activity; sequence-specific DNA binding; zinc ion binding. Gene Ontology annotation, biological process: regulation of DNA-templated transcription.